Messenger RNA from Aspergillus pseudonomiae, 1062 nucleotides. RefSeq lists its product as uncharacterized. The transcript is spliced from 4 exons. Lineage: Eukaryota; Fungi; Ascomycota; Eurotiomycetes; Eurotiales; Aspergillaceae. The record is from RefSeq and is a predicted model, not a curated record. The coding region runs from base 1 to 1062 and encodes 353 amino acids.
AUGGGGAGGUUUACCGAUACUUGGAAGCCCGCUGUCAAUGUCUUGACCUGGUUUCUGAUGGUGACCGCCAUCCUUGGCGUCUUUGCUCGGCUGGGGACUAAAUAUUGGAUUUUUCGACGAUGGACUACGGAUGAUUAUCUUAGUAUUGUCUCGAUGUCACAAUAUGCCGCCACAAUCCUCUUCAUCCUCAGCAUGUGCUUCUCCCAGUUGGCUCUCGUCCACUUUACCCGGAGUGUAACACCGGCUGCUUCAGACCGCCGCGUUGCCUCCGGGCUGGAGGCUUUAAUCGCAUUAUGGGCAGUCACCGGUAUCAUCAGUUCAGCUUUCAAGUGUAAACCGCCCCGAACGUGGGAUUAUCUAUCCGGACAAUGUUUCAAUAUCGCGGCUUGGUGGGAUUACAUCGGAGUGACGAACAUUCUCACUGAUGGGGCCAUUAUAGCGUAUGCAGUCCUGAUUAUUACCCGCAUUCAGGCUCGAUGGAAAAAGAAGCUCACCUUGUCUGUUGUAUUCGGGCUGCGAAUCUUUGUGAUUAUUGCCAUAAUCGGUCAACUGGUGUACGCCAAUAGAACCAUUGAUGUUUCCGACCCAAUCUCUGGGACCUGGCCGCUGGCGAUAUGCAUGCAGCUCACCCAAUGCUUGAGCGUGGUUACCGCCUGCUCCCCUCAAUUCAAACCUUUCUUGGACAGCCUCCGUUCGACUGGCCUACGUGUUGACGGAAUCACACGCCACGAUGCGUCUCAUAGUGCAUACAAUCAUUCUUCCCGAACUAAGUCGCAAUGGCAAACUCUGGAUCAACCUCUCCGUGAGGAUCAUGAGUUGACUUCUAUUGGUCGCAGCAAGAGUUAUCGCCAGACCACGAUAAUAACGGCCAAACCGGAUUCGGACGCAGCAAGCGAUUCCAGUGAGGCCCACAUAAUCCGUGAAGUUCGCACAUGGGCUUUGGAGCGCCAGGAUGCGCCGUUGCAACCCCGAUGCUCCACUAACCUCUCCGAAGCGUUCCAGAUUUCGAUCUCCACGGCAGAUCCACUUAGGCACCUCGAAAUACGGACAGACGACAUUUGA